Molecule: messenger RNA, 9815 nt
Organism: Sorex araneus (European shrew)
Lineage: Eukaryota; Metazoa; Chordata; Mammalia; Eulipotyphla; Soricidae
Gene: ZNF236
Product: zinc finger protein 236
Exons: 32
Coding region: 456-6437 (1993 amino acids)
Biological process (GO): regulation of transcription by RNA polymerase II
Cellular component (GO): nucleus
Molecular function (GO): RNA polymerase II cis-regulatory region sequence-specific DNA binding; DNA-binding transcription factor activity, RNA polymerase II-specific
Source: RefSeq, a predicted model, not a curated record
CGGGCCUGGUCAGUGGUCAGUGGUCAGUGGGGCUGGCGUGGAGGGCCUCGCAGCCGCCCUGCCCCCCCCGCCCCCCGCCACCCCGGUGGGCCCUGGGGCCGCCCUGCCGGGCGCUGUCCAGGCUGCAGCUCGCGCUGGGCUGCCCGUGGCUCCGGGGGGCUGCGGCCCCCUUGGGUGGGCGUGCCGCCCCCUUGGCGCCUCGCAGGCUCCCGGGUGGGCAGGGGUGCGGGGUGCGGGGCGCCGCCUUCAGUGCAGUGGUCAGGUUUCCCGGGCUGUCGAGCUUCCCAGUCCCCGUCGUGCAUCGCUGAUGUCCUCAUGCGGUCGGAGUCCCGCCCUCCCCGGCGGGUGUGAGGGGCACUGCCCGCCUCGGUGCCCCGCGGGCGUCCCCGGGCGGGUGUGAGGGGCACUGCCCGCGGGCGUCCCCGGGCUUGCUCCUGUGCGCUUAGUUCAGCCGCAUGCAGAGUGCUCUCUCCUUCCGGAGUACCCCGGCGGCCCGCCCGGGCCUCCCUGCCUCACCCGCCGCCCCGGCAUGGCUCUGUCUGCGGCAGCGCUGGCCCAGGAGCCCUGAGCACCAGGACCCGAGUGCCCGGACACGGCCCAGUCCUGGGGGUGGGGCUCCUAAGCAGAGCUUAGGGGGCUGGGGGCCACUUCAGGGACCGUCCCCCGCCCCCUUCCCCUCCCUGGUCCGUGGCUGGUUUGGCGUGUGCACCCUCGAGGCGGGUGUGUCUGUUGCUCGGCAUCCGGGCUCUGUCAACGUUUCUGAGUUUCAGGUCGGGCCACAGGCGGGGGACCCUGCGUGGCAGAGCCGUGUUCGCGACACGCGGGCGUGUAGCUUCACCGUCCUGUGUCCUGUGUGUGCGGAGGGCAUGUCUCCUUACAGUGCUCGGCACACCCCCCCGCCCCAGUGUUUAGAGAAUAUGAAACCCUGGGACAGCAGAACCGACUCUCACCGCCUCCUUGAAAGCGCUGAUGGCGCUUUAACAUUGCCCGCGGAGAACACUAGCUAUGCCUGUCGAGUUCCAAACUCCCGUAAAUGUGAAAUCUGUCUGCUCUCUUUUCCAAAAGAGUCCCAGUUUCAGCGCCACAUGCGGGACCACGAGCGAAAUGACAAGCCGCAUCGAUGUGACCUGUGCCCCCAAACCUUUAAUGUUGAGUUCAACCUGACACUGCAUAAAUGCACCCACAAUGGGGACGACCCCAGCUGUCCUGUGUGUCACAAGCGGUUCUCCAGAGUGGCUAGUCUCAAAGCGCAUAUCAUGCUCCAUGAGAAGGAAGAGAACCUCAUCUGCUCCGAGUGUGGGGAUGAGUUCGCGCUGCAGAGCCAGCUGGCCGGCCACAUGGAGGGGCACCGCCAGGAGCUGGCCGGGAGCCGGCCACUCACGUGCAAGGCCUGCCGGAAGGAGUGCGAGACACCCCUGCAGCUGAAGGAGCACACGAAGACCCACUACAAAGUCAGGGUGGCGAGUACGAGGUCCUACAAUCGGAACGUCGACAGGAGCGGGUUCACCUACUCGUGUCCGCACUGCGGAAAGACGUUCCAGAAGCCGAGCCAGCUGACUCGGCACAUCAGGAUCCACACAGGUGAAAGGCCCUUCAAGUGUAGCGAGUGUGGAAAAGCCUUUAACCAGAAGGGGGCGCUGCAGACCCACAUGAUCAAGCAUACAGGUGAAAAGCCCCACGCCUGUGCCUUUUGUCCCGCUGCCUUUUCUCAGAAGGGGAACCUGCAGUCCCACGUGCAGAGGGUCCACUCCGAGGUGAAGAAUGGCCCUACGUAUAACUGUACAGAAUGUAGCUGCGUGUUUAAAAGUUUAGGUAGCUUGAACACGCACAUCAGCAAGAUGCACAUGGGCGGCCCGCAGACCCCCACAGCCUCCUCCGAGACCGCACAGGUCUUAGCGGCCACGCUUUUCCAGACCUUACCUCUUCAGCAGACGGAAGCCCAGGUCGCGUCCACCCCGAGCCAGCAGAACGCACAGGCGGUGACCGACGUCAUCCAGCAGCUCCUGGAGCUGUCGGAGCCGGGGCCAGUGGAGGCCAGCCAGGCCCCUCAGCCCGGACACCACCUGAGCAUCACGGUGGGCGUCAGCCCCGACAUCCUGCAGCAAGCCUUAGAAAACAGUGGGCUGUCUUCAAUUCCAGUUGCAGCGCCUCCCAGCGACGCCAGCCCAGCCAGGCCGCCCAGCGCCCAGCUGCAGCCCGCGGACAUGGCCAGCGUGGCCGGGGAGCCGGCGGAGCCUGCCGACGGGGAGCCAGACAAAGAGCAGGACAGCCCCGAGAAGCUGGACAAGAAGGAAAAGAAAGUGCUCAGGAAGAAGUCCCCCUUCCUGCCCGGGUCCAUCCGCGAGGAGAAUGGGGUUCGGUGGCACGUGUGUCCCUACUGCACCAAGGAAUUCCGGAAGCCCAGUGACCUGGUCCGCCACAUCCGCAUUCACACCCACGAGAAGCCCUUCAAGUGUCCCCAGUGCUUCCGGGCCUUUGCCGUCAAGAGCACGCUGACCGCCCACAUCAAGACCCACACGGGCAUCAAGGCGUUCAAGUGCCAGCACUGCAUGAAGAGCUUCUCCACCUCGGGGAGCCUCAAGGUGCACAUCCGCCUGCACACAGGUGUCAGACCUUUCGCGUGUCCUCACUGUGACAAAAAGUUCCGGACCUCAGGCCACAGGAAGACUCACAUUGCUUCCCACUUCAGGCACACGGAGCUGCGGAGGCUUCGGCACCAGCGGAAGCCCGCCAAGGCCCGCGCGGGCAAGGGCAGCGCCCCGGUGCCCGAUGUGCCUCUGCAGGAGCCCAUCCUCAUCACCGACGUCGGUCUUAUCCAGCCCAUUCCACGGAACCAGUUUCUCCAAAGUUAUUUUAAUAAUAAUUUUGUAAAUGAAGCAGAUAGACCCUACAAGUGUUUUUACUGUCAUCGCGCAUAUAAAAAAUCUUGCCACCUUAAGCAGCACAUCAGGUCCCACACCGGGGAGAAGCCUUUCAAGUGUUCGCAGUGCGGCCGCGGCUUCGUCUCAGCAGGCGUGCUCAAGGCCCACGUGCGCACGCACACGGGGCUCAAGUCCUUCAAGUGUCUGGUCUGCAACGGCGCCUUCACCACGGGCGGCAGCCUGCGGCGGCACAUGGGCAUCCACAACGACCUGCGGCCCUACAUGUGCCCCUACUGCCAGAAGACCUUCAAGACCUCCCUCAACUGCAAGAAGCACAUGAAGACCCACCGCUACGAGCUCGCCCAGCAGCUGCAGCAGCACCAGCAGGCGGCCUCCCUGGACGACAGCGCCGUGGACCAGCAGAGCCUGCAGGUGGAGAUGGAGAGCGGCGAGCUCCCGCCGCCCCCGCCGCCCCCCGCCGCCCAGCCCGAGGGCCUGCUGGCGCUGGAGUCGCAGCAUGUUGUGGCCACGGGAGAGCCAGGCCUGGCCCAGCAGCUGGCCGAGACGCCGCUGGAGACAGACGAAGAUCGGUUUGUGAGCCCUCAGCACAGCCUGCAGGGCCCGGCCGGCCAGUUUGAGGAGCAGGCGCCAGCGCAGUCCUUCGGACCAGCCGCCUUGUCCCAAGGCUUCCCAGUGGCUGACGCCUACAGUCAGCAGGCCCCGUUCCCAGCAGUCCAGCAGUUACAGGACUCGAGCACGCUGGAGUCCCAGGCCCUGUCCACCAGCUUCCACCAGCAGAACUUACUUCCGGUUCCCAGUGCCGACGCCAUGAGCGUAACGCCGCACCUGAUCCAGGAGUCCUCCCAGGAGGACUUGGACUUGCAGGCCCCACGCGCCCACUUCCUGGAGGCCAGUGAGGACCAGAGCCGGCGCUCCUACAGGUGCGACUACUGCAGCAAGGGCUUCAAGAAGUCCAGCCACCUGAAGCAGCACGUGCGCUCCCACACCGGGGAGAAGCCCUACAGGUGCAGGCUCUGCGGCCGCGGCUUCGUCUCCUCCGGCGUCCUCAAGUCCCAUGAGAAGACACACACGGGCGUGAAGGCGUUCAGCUGCAGCGUCUGUGACGCGUCCUUCACCACCAACGGCAGCCUCACGCGGCACAUGGCCACGCACAUGAGCAUGAAGCCCUACAAGUGCCCCUUCUGCGAGCAGGGCUUCCGCACCACCGUCCACUGCAAGAAGCACAUGAAGCGGCACCAGGCCACCCCUGCGGCAGCGGCGGCCACGGGAGAGGCCGAAGCAGGAGACAUGUGCCUGGAGGAGGAGGAGGAGAGCUCGGACAGAGGCGCUCUGAGGAAGGCGCGGCCCGAGGUCAUCACGUUCACGGAGGAGGAGACGGCGCAGCUGGCCAGGAUCCGGCCGCAGGAGAGCGCCACGGUGUCGGAGCAGGUGCUCGUGCAGUCGGCGGCCGAGAAGGACCGCAUCAGCGAGAUGAAGGACAGGCAGGCCGAGCUGGAGGCCGAGCCCAAGUACGCCAACUGCUGCUCCUACUGCCCCAAGAGCUUCAAGAAGCCCAGCGACCUCGUCAGGCACGUCCGGAUCCACACCGGGGAGAAGCCGUACAAGUGCGACGAGUGCGGGAAGAGCUUCACGGUCAAGUCCACGCUGGAUUGCCACGUGAAGACGCACACAGGCCAGAAGCUGUUCAGCUGCCACGUGUGCUCCAACGCCUUCUCCACCAAGGGCAGCCUGAAGGUGCACAUGCGGCUGCACACGGGCGCCAAGCCCUUCAAGUGCCCGCACUGUGAGCUGCGCUUCCGCACAUCCGGCCGCCGCAAGACCCACAUGCAGCUGCACUACAAGGGGGACCCCAAGAAGGCCCGCAAGCCCGUGGCCCGGGGCUCCCCCGAGGGGCUGCCGCCCGGGAGCCUCCUCAGCCCUUCCCCCGCCGACUCCAGCGUCCUCAUCAUGAACAACUCGGUCCUCACGGGGCAGCUGGACCAGAGUCUGCUCCAGCCGGGGCUGGUGGGCCAGGCCAUCCUCCCCGCGUCCAUGUCAGCCAGCGGCGACUGGACCGUGUCCCUCACGGACGGCAGCCUGGCCACCCUGGAGGGCAUCCAGCUGCAGCUGGCCGCCAACCUGGUGGGGCCCAACGUCCAGAUCUCCGGGAUCGACGCCUCCAGCAUCAAUAACAUCACGUUGCAGAUUGACCCGAGUGUUCUGCAGCAGACGCUACAGCAGAGCAACUUGCUGGCCCAGCAGCUGUCCGGGGACUCCAGCGCGGCGCCCCCCAGUGGCGGCUCCCUGCAGACCCCGGACAGCACCGUCCCGGCCAGCGUGGUCCUGCAGCCCAUCUCAGGCCUGUCCCUCCAGCCCACCGUCACGGCUGCCAACCUGACCAUCGGGCCGUUGUCCGAGCAGGACUGUGUGCUGGCUGCCGGCAGCACCGGGACCCAAGACCUGUCUCAGGUGAUGACCUCCCAAGGCCUGGUGUCCACCUCCGGCGGCCCCCACGAGAUCACCCUGACCAUCAAUAACUCCAGCUUGAGCCAGGUGCUGGCGCAGGCUGCCGGGCCCCCCACCGUGUCCUCCUCGGGCUCUCCUCAGGAAAUCACCCUGACCAUCUCUGAGCUGAACGCCGCCUCCGGGAGCCUCCCACCAGCCACCCCGCUGUCCCCGUCCGCUGUGCCCGCGCAGAGCCUGCUCAUGUCCUCGGGCGUGGGCGGAGACGCCAGCCUCACGCUGACCCUGGCUGACACUCAGGGCCUGCUCUCCGGCGCGCUGGACACGGUCACGCUCAACCUCGCCUCUCAGGGCCAGCAGCUCCCAGCCUUACUCACGGACCCUGCGCUCUCUGGCCACGGCGCCGCGGGCUCCUCCCAGGUCAUCCUGGUGAGUCACACCUCACAGCCGUCGUCCGCCACGUGCGAGGAGAUCGCCUACCAGGUCGCCGACGUGGCCACCAGCCUGGGCCCGGGCGGGUCCGCCGAGAAGGAGGGCCGGCUGCAGCCGUGCACCGAGUGCGGGCGCAGCUUCCCGUCGGCCGCCCUGCUGCUGCAGCACAGCCGGGAGGCGCACGGGCGGGAGCGCAUCCACGUCUGCACGCUCUGCCGCAAGGCCUUCAAGCGUGCCACGCACCUCAAGGAGCACAUGCAGACGCACCAGGCGGGCCCCUCCCUCAGCUCGCAGAAGCCACGAGUGUUCAAGUGUGACACGUGCGAGAAGGCCUUUGCCAAGCCCAGCCAGCUGGAGCGCCACAGCCGCAUCCACACAGGCGAGCGGCCGUUCCGCUGCGCCCUGUGUGAGAAGGCCUUCAACCAGAAGAGCGCGCUGCAGGUGCACAUGAAGAAGCACACGGGGGAGCGGCCCUACAAGUGCGCCUACUGCGCCAUGGGCUUCACGCAGAAGAGCAACAUGAAGCUGCACAUGCGGCGUGCGCACAGCUACGCAGGCCCCUUGCAGGCAGCUGCCGGCCCGCAGGAGCAGGCGGGGGAGGAGCUGAGCCGGACCCUCCACCUGGAGGAGGUGGUGCAGGAGUCGGCCAGUGAGUGGCAGGCGCUGGCCGACGUGUUCUGACGCCAGUGGACACCACCAGGACGCUGCAGGUGCUGGGCGUGAAGAGCGAGGCCCGUGGGGCCCCCACCGAGGCUUCAGGUGUUGAAAACGUUCCCGCGGUAGUUGCUUCCUAUCCGUUAUCUAGAAUCAUUGUCUUUCAGAGACUUCUAGGAAAGAAACUGGGAAAUGUGAACACGUGGUGUCGUUUGUCCACAAAUCACUGAACUCAGGUACUCCCACGGGCGGCGCUGCUGCCCGCAUCCUCCACGGCCAGUUGACUGGACCCUGCUAUCAGUGUAGUGUGAUUUCCUUGUUUCAGCAAGAGGGGAGCUGACGUGGGAAACGCAGCGUUUUCUUCAUGCUCUCCGCUCUGAGAAGCAGAGCUCACGAGAGCAGGUGGAACCCACGGGCCAGCCGGGCAGCCGUCCCUGGGCACACUAAAGUCAGUAGGCACGGGACUCCGCACGCUGCCCGAGCUGGCACCCUGGGAGGUGGCUGGGCCACCUUCUGUCCACCACAGCUAGUGGCCACGAGAACCAAAAGGCAGUGUCCGGGUGUGGACUUGGGGAUGGAGCAGACCUGACGCGGGAAUGAGGGUUGCGUGUUCCUCACGGCGACGCCACACCUGCUCCGUGACGGGCCGCAGAAAGCACAAGCCAUACGCUGCAGGCCCGAAGGCAGUGGCCUGGCCCUGCCAGCCCGCCCGCCCCAGGGGCGCUGCAGAGUCUGAGCGAAGAGGCCUCGCGAGUGCCCCGCUGUCUCCGUGCAUCAGCAGAUGGACUUUUUAUUUCAGGGAAUUCCUUCGUAUCAUCAAUGGUGCCACAUUAAACCUGUCGCAAACCAAAUCCCAGCCCGUGCCGGGGCCGAGGGCACGUCCCCCCACAGCAUUCCAAAGAUGGAACGUUCUGGACUCGACGGGAACCUCUCCUUGGCCGUUAUUUAUGUUCUCUCUAGAAAUACCUGUGUACAUAGACGCAGCGCGGCCCCGCGGGCUGAGCCGCGUUUGUAAAUACAGCACUCGCCCCGGGAGGCACCUCCGGCUGCUCCUCCGCGAGCACUCCAGUCAGUAUUGGGCUCGGGCGUGGGGACACGGCCCCCUGCGUUGUCAUGGAGACGAGCGGGAUGCUCUGUGGGCUAGGGUUUUGUUUUCCUGAAGAAUAAUUGCCUUUAUUUUCUCUCAUUGCCUCCCUGGUUUCCGAAGAGAGUAGUUUAUUAUAAAUGUUGUAUGGACUUUGUACAUUCUGAAGAAAGACUUUUCACCAUUAUUUUUUUGAAAGGGCAUCUUUUGAUUUUUUUUGUUGUUCACUUUUGGCAUCUGUAUAUAUAAGUAAUAUUGAUGGUGAUAUAAACCCUUUUGUUAUGUGAAAAUAUUUAAGUCAGAAAACUGUUAAAUAAUAUUACUUUUUAUCAAACUGCUUUGUGUAUUGCAUAUUUUUUAAGGGGGAAAAAAGCCUUAUUUGACUGAUUCUUGUGAUAUUGGAUUUACUCUUAUGUCCUGAGUUUUUUCUUGAAUGUCAUUGUGUGUACCUGGCUGUCCUCAGUCUAUUCAGAACAAUUGUGAUUGUGCCAGAGUUUUAAAGGUUCUACUUUUAAAAAUGCACUUUUUUUUUUACAAUUUUAUAUUUAAAUAUUUUGGAAAUGUUAAUUUUGAUGAACAAAUAUCCCCAAAGUUGAAAUUAUCGGAUUUAAAAAUUUUUGUUCUUGCAAGUUAAUUUAUUUUGGUUUUCCUCAUUAAAUGCCACCUCAGGAGUCUCCAAGGGUUCCGUUCCUAAUCGUCCAGAAAGCAGAGUCGAGAGAACUGUAUCGGUGAGCUGCCUGCUAAUUAAGGCCUUACCAAGAGAAUCUGAAGCCUAUUUUUAUUUUGGUUAAAGAAAUAAAAGAAUCAGUAAUCUGUUUUGUGAGAGCUAGUUGGCAAAAAAGGACGUUAGUAGAUUCCUUUGAUUUUCUUCCUGCUCAUCAAUGCUGCUUCUUUGGAGAACAUUCCUCAGGAAUGUCAGGUUCAUCCAGGCGCAGUUUCCCUGGGCCUGUGCUGGUGUCAGGCCCGUCUCUGGCCUUAGCGCCGGCUGACCUGUCUUCUGACAAGACGGUCUAGUCUCCUGCAUAACCAGGGUUUCGAGGGUAGAUAACUGUAUUUUCAGAAUAUCACAGCAAAUCUGCUUUGGAAUAACAAUAAAUAAAAAAUGAAGUUAGGACAUGUGAUCAGUUUUUUUCCUCUGAAGUAUUGGUCACUGUGCUCUGCCGCCCGGCUGUCGGCUCAGGUCCCCGUCAGCAGCGUUAGUGGGGGUCAGACCCGGGGCCUGGGCCUUGCGGCCUGGGGACACUGUCCUCUCCCAGCAGGGCUCUGUGUGUGGGCCGUGGUGGGCAGAAGGAGAGGCCACUCGGAAGCGGCUGUGCAUGUCCAGCCAGGCGAGGCCCCGGGCCCAUCCCCCGGCAGGGUGAAGCGCGUGUGCACACGGGUGCCCGUUCCUGACGGGCCUGGACUCGUCUGUCCGGGGCCAUUUCUGCCCGGACCCAGGCGCUGCUGGUCAGGCUCCUGAGAAGUACCCGGGUCUCGCCCACACCCCGAGCUAGCCAGGCCUGUGCCGUGGGUGACAGAAACCUUUGUGAGCGGAAAGGAUGUGCGCACGCUUUUGCGUGUGUGUGCGUGUGUGUGUGUGUGUGUGUGUGUGUGUAUACAUGUGUGUGGUCCACAUGCAGGGCCCAGGGGAGGGCACGCAGCUGCCCCCUAGUGGCAGAACUUCUGCAGCCUGCCAAGGUGCGUGCUGGAUCCAGUAAGUGACCACGGCUCAGAUUUGUCUUAAACUCAUUUUUGUUGUUGCUUUUUAUUUUGGGGGUCAUAUCAAGUGGUGGUCAGGGAUCACCCAGGGGAGGCUCAAGGGACCCUGGGUCAGCUGUGUGUCAGGCAAGCCCUGCUGCACUGCUGCUCCCACCCGAGAAUUGGUGGUGCAGAUGUAGAUGCUGUUUACCUAACCCAGUUCCAUCUCAGAAGUGGGUCUCUGCGCCCACGGCGGGUCUGUUGGCUGUGCGUGUGCAACUGUCUGCUGAGUGAGAGUGGGGGCCGGCGUGCCGGUGUCUGGGUGGACAGUUGCUCGCCUGUGUCUGCUGAUCGGAGGGACGUGGGAGCUGCGGGCCAGCUCCUGGGUGCUGCCUCUUAGUGGCAUCCCGAGUUGGGGCAGUGAGGAGGGACGGGGCACCCCUGGUCUUGGCUGGGGAGAUGGCAGGUGCGCCCCUGACUCUGCUCUGCAGCUCCUGCGUCACGGCGCCCAGCCCAGUCACCAUCGGCGGAGUUCUGAUGCUUGACGACAGCCCGCACGUCCCCAGCUGUGGCACUGGGCCUCGUCAGUGCCCUUGCCCCCAGGGCUCCCGGGAUGAAGCGACCCUUGACCCUCGGUCGCUUGU